AUGGCGCGAACACGAGGGGCUAAGGCUUCAUCUCCUUCGAACCGCAAGAAGAGUCUGCGAAAGGAGCCAAGCCCAGGUUCUGCUCCAGAGCCUUCGCCGUCAAGGCCAAAUCCUCCUCUGGUGAAGCCCGCGCCACCAAAGCCGCCGGCAAGACGAUACCUUACCAGGUCAGGCGGUCGGCCAUUGCAGAAGAAACCCAGGGUGGAAAGCUCAGAACCCGUCGAUUUGACUAAGCAAUCUCCAGAGCCUUCCCCAAUUCCAUCACUGGUUCAAACUCCAAUGCCGUCUCCGGUUCCCUCGCCGAGUCCCCCUCCAGUUCCAUCGCCGGUACCAUCUCCGGCGCCGUAA
Vitis vinifera (wine grape) is the source of this 348-nucleotide messenger RNA. Its product is annotated as vegetative cell wall protein gp1-like. The record is from RefSeq and is a predicted model, not a curated record. Bases 1 to 348 code for a protein of 115 amino acids. The transcript has a single exon. Lineage: Eukaryota; Viridiplantae; Streptophyta; Magnoliopsida; Vitales; Vitaceae.